Molecule: messenger RNA, 1791 nt
Organism: Notothenia coriiceps (black rockcod)
Lineage: Eukaryota; Metazoa; Chordata; Actinopteri; Perciformes; Nototheniidae
Gene: phldb3
Product: pleckstrin homology-like domain, family B, member 3
Exons: 11
Source: RefSeq, a predicted model, not a curated record
AAGCUCAGAUAGGAAUGUUCCAUUCAAGGUUGAGUUUAGUAUUCAUUAAUGCUUAACUGGGACAAUUUAGUUCUUCCACAUGGCCUUCCCAGUGAUUCCGGACUCCUUAAGCUGAGGAUACACACACACACACACACACACACACACACACACACACACACACACACACACACACACACACACACACACACACACACACCUUGGGACAAAUCUGUGUCUGAGCCCUACAUCCCAACCUGUCAUUAAUGGAUCACUCUUUUAUUGCAUCACAAUUCCCAGGGAUUUUCUCAGGCCAAAGGAAUCUGUCAGUGCAGUUGAACCAGUCCUGAUGCCAGGAUUUACACACACCCACAGUAGCAGUAUUUGAAGUGCUGAGAGAUUUUCUUACAACAUACCCUCAUUUCUGCACUUCAUAUGCUUUGCUUCCACUUCGCCUGCAUUCCCUGCAGCCUAAUAAGGUCUGGAUCCAAGGAGAGAGGGAGGGCACAGAGGGCGAGGGGAGAUGGUGGGAAAAGAAAUGCCCCAACAUAACAUGGAGAGCACCAGGAGCCCGUGGCAGCGGGGGCCGCGGCCGCCGUGGAUCACCAGAGUGGCUGAGGGCCACAGCCCCGCCUCCUCGGGGGCGGAGUCAGACACAGAGAGCAGCAGCACGGAGAGUGAGAGGUCUUGCGUCAAAAAACUGGAGCUGGGCUCACUGAGGGUUCUUCCGUCGUCCUCAUUGCUCCGACAGCGAAUCACAGAGAUCGACCAACAGAAGGAGGAACUAAAGAUUGAACUGCAGCUGGAGAUCGCUCUGCUGCAGGGAGAGCUGCAGACGGAGAACUCUCAGCUGCACAGACACACACAGAAGCUGCAGGCUCUACAGCAGGAGGUCCGACGAAAGGGGAAGCACCGAAAAACCGACAGACAAAAGGAGCGAGAGAGUCUGGAGGAGGAAAGACGGAGGGUGAAAGAGCUGAAGGGGAUGUUUGAGGAGAAGGAGAAACUGAUCCCCAGUCAGCCAGAGAGCCAGAGAGAACUGCUCACACUGCAGCUGAAGCAGGAGAGAGAGGCGAUGGAAGCGGCGGUCCGGGCGUUUGAGGACUGGGAGUUUAGUGUUCUGGAGAAGGAGAGCGGACUUGAUGAGGAUGAUGCGAGCACGGUUGAUGAAGAUGGGGAGGAAGAGAGUGAAGGGGAGAUGGAUAAGGAAAUCCUACGUCAGCAGCAUGCGAUCAACAGUGGACAGGAGCGAGUGCAGCAGUUACAGAGACAGCUGAAGGAGAUGGAGAGGGAGAAGGAGAGGGACAUGAACGCCUUGAGGAAAGAGAGGAGAGACCUCGUCCACACAAAUCAAACGGUUCUCAAAGAGAAGAAGCCUCCCACCGAUUGGUCGGACAUCACCGGCUCAGUCCCCUGCAUGAUGUCACUUUCCCCUCUGGUGAUUCACAAACCUCCUCAGGAACAAAGCAAAGAGUCUGCCAGUUUGCCUAGAAGACGGAGCUCGCAUCGCAACAACAACAGACUCAACGACAGACCGCAGUCCGUACAGGGGUUGGUGAGGAUGCUUCCAGACAGCCAGUCCCCGGGGGCUUUUACAUCCCCCAUCCCCUCCCAUAGGCUCAGCAACGGGCACAGCAGCGGGCACAGACCUGGGAGCAGCAGUGGGCACAGCAGCGGGCACAGCAGCGGGCACAGCAGCGGGCACAGCAGCGGGCACAGCAGCGGGCACAGCAGUGGGCACAGACCUGGGAGCAGCAACGGAGGCGGGUUCCUCACACCGUGCAACAGCACAACGAGCUCCCGCGCUGCCAG